UCCCCCCUCUCUUCUCAGGCUUUGCACAAUGGGCCCUAGCAAACCCCUCCACGUGAACACCCCACUUCGGGAGAGCAGGCCGCUCUCUCAGGUGGCCGGCACGAAGGUCUACCUGAAGCUCGACAGUGCCCAACCCACUGGCUCCUUCAAGAUACGAGGCAUCGGGCACUUCUGCAAAACGUGGGCAGAACGUGGCUGUAAGGGUUUUGUCAGCUCCUCAGGGGGAAAUGCUGGGCUGGCAGUGGCUUACUCGGCCAGGAUGUUGGGCGUCCCAGCAACCAUCUAUGUGCCCACGUCGACGCCAGCUUUCACCAUCAACCGUCUGAAAGACGAAGGAAGCAAAGUGUGUGUUGAGGGAGAGAUGCUGGCUGAAAGCACAAAAGCAGCCAAAGAGCUGGUCAAGAACAACCCAGAAUGGGUCUACGUGUCUCCAUUUGAUGACCCGCUCAUCUGGUAUGGGAGCUCUGAGCAAAGGAGGAUAGAGAAAAUUCCAUUUAUAACAAGGAUUUUUUUAAAAUAUACCAAUAUAUUUCUAUUGUGCCCUUGA
Pogona vitticeps (central bearded dragon) is the source of this 547-nucleotide messenger RNA. Lineage: Eukaryota; Metazoa; Chordata; Lepidosauria; Squamata; Agamidae. The record is from RefSeq and is a predicted model, not a curated record.